AUGCAAGCGCGCGCGUGCCACCAAUGCGACGCUGCCCCCUCCUCCCCCUCUUCUCCAUCAUCACAGCAGCAGCAACCUAGACCGAACGAACAGAGACAGACGACGCCGCGUCAAUCAGUGGUGGAGGUAGUAGGCGAGGAAGGAGACGACGAGCGCGACUGGGGCGGUCACGGCGGUGGAGGCAGAGGCGCCGCUGGCGGCGGGGCCAGGGGCGCCGCCGGGGGCGCCGGGGGCACCGGUGGGCGCCUCGGAGGCGAGCACCGCGGUCGCCGAGGCGGCGACAACAAGAGCGGCGAAGAACACCUUCUUCAUCUCCAUCGAUUGGGUACGUACGGCCGGCGCGGCGGAGGUCGGCCGGGCGAGCAGGGGAGCGGCCGGUUUAUUCCUCUCCGAUCGAGCAGCGAGCGAGACCGAGUUUAUUAG
This is a messenger RNA of Triticum turgidum subsp. durum (durum wheat), 423 nucleotides long. Lineage: Eukaryota; Viridiplantae; Streptophyta; Magnoliopsida; Poales; Poaceae. The record is from the annotation of a GenBank genome assembly.